AGCUGCAUAGUGGCUUCUUCGUCGCUGUUGCUGUCUGCUCCUACGUGUUUCUUUGUACUCGCUAAUAGCUUCCUUUUCCUGUUCUCCUUCAGAUCCUCAUCCGUUGAGCUGCGUUGUGCGUGCUUUUCUUUCCCUCUCGCGGUACUUCGUCUUGCAUAGUUUUUUUUCCCCCUCUUCUCUUGCCUUUUCUUAUUACCUCCGUUUUCGUUGUUCUCCAGUCAUGAGCGCCGUCGUCCCACCCCCGCCGCCGUCCGGCUCCAUCCUACAGAAGCAGAGCAGCUUCUCCCGCUCGAAGACCGGCACGACGACCACCGCCGCGGCAGCCGCCUCUGCCAACAAGGCUCCCGCGAGCAACACUUACUCCGCCAACUCCGCACCGCAGGCCCGUGCGCCGAACUACAUGGCGAGGCCUGCGAUGCAGGCGCAGAACGCGCCUGGGCCCGGCGCCGCCCCGAACCGUGACGCAGCGGCCGGUCCGAUGGCCACCUCGCCGGCUCGUCCCAUGGGUGGUGGCCCAGUGAAACAGCCGCCGUCGCAGCAGCCGAUGAUGAUGAUGGAGCGGCAGCAGGUCGGAGGCCAGCCGGCCCCGCCGCCGGGGAUGUGGGGCCGACCGGGCAGCUCACCCCUGCCAACGGCGCCUACCCGCUUGCGACGUCUCCGGGCACUGGCGCGAAGCGUGCCGUGCCGGCCCCGGCCUACCAGCCGAUGGCCGCCGCCGCCGGCCCGACCGUGUCGCCGUCCUCUGGUCCCAAACGGGCGGUCGGUCCGGGUACGAACAACAGCGGCAUGAUGGCCUCGCCCAAGUCGACGCCGGCGGCUGCGGGUGGCAUGAAGCGCGCACCUGGUGUGGCGCAGGGCCCCCCUGCCGGUACGCCCUCGGCGGCCAGCGGGGCAGCCGGGAAUGCACCACCGACGAUGGCGCGCAAGAACAGCAUGAAUGGCGACAUGGGCGGUGGUGGCUACGGUUCGAUGGGCCCUGGUGAUCCGAUGGGCGGUGCUGGUGGUUACGGAUCCAUGGGUCCUGGCGGCUACGGCUCUAUGGGGCCCGGUGGUCCGAUGGGCGGCUACGGUUCCAUGGGCGGCGGUGGCUACGGGUCGAUGGGCAUGGAUGGGGCGAACGGUGCGGGCAUGGGCGGCUCCAUGUACGGCCAAAACCCCAACCCGAGCUCCAUGUACGGGCAGAACAACGCCGGCUCGAUGAUGGGCGGUCCGAUGGGGGGCUCCAUGUACGGUCAGAACCCCGGCGGUGCUGGCGACGCUGCCGCCGGCAUCGGCGGUUCCAUGUACGGCCAGAACCCCGGCGCCGGUUCCAUGAUGGGUGGCAUGAGCUCCAUGUACGGCAUGGGCGGCCCGUUUGGCUCGAUGGGUCCUGGCUCCAUGAUGGGCCCGAUGGGGGGCUCCAUGUACGGCAUGGGCGGUCCGAUGGGCGGGUCGAUGUAUGGCAUGGGCGGCAGCGGCAACAUGAGCACGUGCGGCAUCGCCGCGCAGUGGGGCAGUUUGGCGAACAUGUCCACCGGCGGACGCGAUGGGCCGACAAACCGCAGCGGCAUCUCCAGCGACUACGGCGGCUUCGCGGAGGCGACCACGAUGGAUCUGAAUGACCUCUGCCCGAACAUCGGCACCUUUGACGAUGCAAAGGAUCUCAAGCGCAGCGGCAAACGGGGCGGCAACCACCUCUACAGCCGCGAUAAGCACGAGAAGAUCAUCGCGACGAACAACUCCAACGCACAGGCCCUGACGAUUAAGCGCAAGGCGGACGUGAAGGCCUCACCUGGGGCACGGGCGACGAGCACCUCGGCCAGCCCGGCAGCGGAGUCAAACUCCCGAAACGCACCGCGCAGCUCGCCUGGCGCGGCGGCCGGCAACACUGCCGGCGGCAAGCUCCGCGCGAAAGUGCCGUCCAACUACAACGUGCACUCCCUCAUCAUCGUGGACAAGGCCGGCAGGACCGCCGUGACGACCGUCAAGGACCCCUCCACCGUCGUCUUCGAGAAGGGCGGCAAGAAAGAGACCUUUGAGGCCGACGAGGCGAUGGCGCGUGCGAGCGCGGAGGAGGAUGUCGACUCGGUGCUGCUGUCGGAGCUGCGCAGCAACUGGUUCAACGGCCACAACUCUAGCCUCAUGAUGUGCGCCGGGAAAGGCAAGAACACCGCGACGCAGGAGUUGGGCCGCGGCUUCAUCCAGAAAUGCAUCGAGCGGCUGGAGAAGAACGAGAAGGACACGGGGGUGAAGUUCGAUGUCUCCAUGACGAUGGUCGCCCUGCGCGGGGCUGACCAAUGCUGCGACCUGCUGAAGGAGGGCGCCGGCUACGACAAGAUGGCAAUGGGGUCCUCGCCUGUGUACGGCCCGUGCCUGCUGGAUCUCGAGACGAAGGUGGUGAAGACGGGCACGGAGGCAACGAAGCACUUCAACGCGGGCCUGAAGAACGCGAAGGAGGAGAAGGAGAUUGUGGCGGCCUUCUACGUGCUCAAGACGAUCAAGAAGACCGGAGCAGAGGUGGAGGUGCACCUGUCGUCCAUGUGCCUGGCGCUGUGCGGCGAGACGGUGUCGCACAUGACGGAUAUCAAGGACAAGCUGCCGUCGUCGCCGCACCGGCUUUUCCGCUAUGCAGUGGAUGGCGCCUGCGUCACCGUCAGUGGGCUCUGCAUCGACUCCAACGACGAGGAGGCGCAGGCGGCGCUCGAGGUGGAGCGGAAGAUGCGCGAGGUGAAGAACCAGCCGCCGCGCAGCGGCAACGUGAAGCGCUUCGUUGACUUCACGUACAAGGAGAUCACACGCCAGAAGGAGAAGGCCGCCAGCGCCACCGGCUCGGAGAAGAAGACGCGCGAGACGCAGAUUGAGCGCAUGGAGGAGAUGGUGAAGGACGCAAAUGAGCUGCUCACGGAGCCGGAGAAGACGCGACCGAAAGGCUAUCCCACCGGCCGGUAA
Leptomonas pyrrhocoris is the source of this 2928-nucleotide messenger RNA. RefSeq lists its product as hypothetical. The coding region runs from base 706 to 2928 and encodes 740 amino acids. The transcript has a single exon. Lineage: Eukaryota; Euglenozoa; Kinetoplastea; Trypanosomatida; Trypanosomatidae. The record is from RefSeq and is a predicted model, not a curated record.